Molecule: messenger RNA, 1158 nt
Organism: Vairimorpha ceranae
Lineage: Eukaryota; Fungi; Microsporidia; Nosematidae
Exons: 1
Coding region: 1-1158 (385 amino acids)
Source: RefSeq, a predicted model, not a curated record
AUGGAGCAACAAAAAGGCAUUCCUGGGACAAAACCGUUUAGGGUACAAAUUGUCGAGCUUAAGACAGAAUUGAGUAAAUUGGAUGGGCAAAUAGGUGAUUAUAAAAAAAAAAUAGAGGCGACAAAAAAGAAUGAUGCAAACAAUUCGCCUAUGGCACCACUUAUAGCAAAGCUUAAGGAACUUACUCAGGAUUUAUCCGAUCUUACCUCUAGCAAAAAAGAGUGUUAUGAUAAAAUUAAUUCUUUAAAUGAAACCCACGGAGAUUUUCUAAAAACGCCAAUCGAACCAAAAGGGUCUAUUACUACUGAAUCAAUAGAAAAAAGAUUAAAAAAUAUUAAUUUAGAUAUGCUUAAAUAUCCAUGUAAUGCUCAAAAAUCGAAAUCUUAUGAAGAUGAAAUUAAGGAUUUAAAAUUAAAAAAAAUUAAUUUAGAAGCAGAAAGGAAGAAGCAUGAAGCUCUAAGACAAGCACAAGAAGAAUAUAAAUUGUUGAAGGCUAAAUUAUCAGAAAUCUAUGCAAAGAUGGAUAAAAAGAAAGCUGAUAUAAAUGAAGUUAAAGAAUCUAUGAAAGGGAUUAAAACGGAAAAAAAUCCUGUUAUUGUAGGAUAUGAAAAAAUUAUUUGUGAUCUAGAAGCAAAGAAAGAGGAAAUUAACAAAAAAAUAGCAUUAAAUCAAGCGGAGAUUGCUAAGAAAAAGGUAGAUUAUGACGAAUAUUUAAAUAAGAAAUCUAUUGCAGAAGCUUAUGAAAAAAGAAGAAUUGAAAUUUGUGAUAAAAUUAGAGAGAUGGAAACUAGAAAAGAAAAUAUGGAAGAUGAAAAAGAUAAAUGUGAUGCAUCUAAAUAUGACUCAGUAAUCUUUUUCUUAGAAAAGAAAACAGGGAAAUCUGACGAAAGAAUAACAUUCCCUAUUGAUAUUGUUAUGUCUUUGUCUCAAUUUAAGGUUACAAUUCCGUCAACUGUGGGUCAAAUCUCAGAAACUAUUUCUCAAUUGAACAAAAAGAAAAUGAUUUUUUUAGAAACUGUGGUCAUUAGAAAGGGAGAGCUUAAAAGUGAGAUAGAAAAAAUAGUAGAAGAGAUUUCAAAAGAAAAGGCUUUAUUGGCUGAAUUACCAAUUAGUGAAAUAAAACUACCACGUUUGCAAACCAAACCCGGUAGUAAUUAA